Messenger RNA from Euleptes europaea (tarantolino), 1857 nucleotides. RefSeq names its product SRSF protein kinase 3 (gene SRPK3). The record is from RefSeq and is a predicted model, not a curated record. Lineage: Eukaryota; Metazoa; Chordata; Lepidosauria; Squamata; Sphaerodactylidae. Gene Ontology annotation, molecular function: ATP binding; protein kinase activity. The transcript has 16 exons. Bases 28 to 1857 code for a protein of 609 amino acids. Gene Ontology annotation, biological process: spliceosomal complex assembly; regulation of mRNA processing; protein phosphorylation.
AGGCGCAAGGGGGAGCCCGGAGCUGGGAUGGAGCUCGCAGGGGCCGGGGGGGCCAUGAGCGGCAAAAAAGGACCAGGGAACAGCCGGGGCAAGAAGAAGAAGCACAAGAAGGAAAAGGCGCCGCCCCCUCCCCAUGCAGAGAGCGAGACCCCCACGGGGCCUCUGAGUCCCUCCUGCUCCGACGACACCCCGCGCACUCCCCCGGUACCCUCCUUGCCCCUUCCUGCUGCGAUCGAAGGCGGGCAGCUGGGAUCAGAUGACGAGGAACAAGAGGAUCCCCGAGAUUACUGCCGAGGUGGGUAUUAUCCAGUCAAGAUCGGUGACCUGUUCAACGGGCGCUAUCACGUGGUGCGGAAGCUUGGCUGGGGGCAUUUUUCGACAGUCUGGCUCUGCUGGGACAUACAGAGGAAGCGGUUCGUGGCUCUCAAGGUGGUAAAGAGCGCUGUGCACUAUACAGAGACGGCCGUGGAUGAGAUAAAGCUUCUGAAAUGCGUGCGGGACUCAGAUCCCAGCGACCCCAAGCGUGAGAACAUUGUCCAGCUAAUCGAUGACUUCAAGAUCUCGGGGAUCAAUGGCGUCCAUGUCUGCAUGGUCCUUGAGGUUUUAGGGCAUCAGCUGUUGAAAUGGAUCAUCAAAUCCAACUACCAAGGGCUUCCUAUCCCCUGCGUCAAGAGCAUCCUACGCCAGGUACUGCAGGGCCUCGACUACCUCCACACCAAGUGCAAAAUAAUCCACACAGACAUAAAGCCAGAGAACAUCCUGCUGUGUGUGGAUGAGGGUUACGUGCGGCGCCUGGCGGCUGAGGCAACUGUCUGGCAACAGGCCGGGGGGCCUCCCCCCUCGGGCUCUGCAGUCAGCUCUGCACCCCAGGAGAUCGUGAACGGGAAGAUGUCCAAGAACAAGCGGAAGAAGUUGAAGCGGAAGCAGAAACGGCAGAGCCAGCUCCUGGCCGAACGGCUCCAGGACCUGCAGAAGCUGGAGGACCUGGCCGCGGGGGACGCGAGUGAAUCCAUAGUAGCCCAAGACCUCAGCGACGGCGCUCCGGUCUCCGUGGCGGGAGGAGCGGAGCCCACGGGAGGGUCCUUAGCCUGCAGCCCCCAGAGCCUGACCUCCUCCUCCGGCUUCUACACGCACAACGCCUACGACAGCUGCAAUGGGCACUCUCCACCGGGCGCCGCCAGCCGCCACUUCAGCCCCGAUUCGACAACUUCGGGUUUCUCAGGAUCCCUCUUCUCUGGCUCGGCCAUGUCGGGGGUUUCGAACCAGCGGGAGCGCGGAGGGCUGCUCUCCCCCAGCACAUCUGCUUUCGGAACCUCCGGGUUCCUGGCGAAUCCCUUGGACCCCCAAAACGCAGAGAAGAUCCGAGUGAAGAUAGCAGAUCUGGGCAACGCCUGCUGGGUGCACAAACAUUUCACCGAGGACAUUCAGACCCGCCAGUAUCGGGCUCUGGAGGUUCUCAUCGGCGCCGUGUACAAUACGCCGGCGGAUAUCUGGAGCACGGCAUGUAUGGCCUUUGAGCUGGCAACUGGCGAUUAUCUGUUUGAGCCACACUCGGGCGAGGACUAUACCAGGGAUGAAGAUCAUAUCGCCCACAUUGUCGAGCUGCUGGGCGACAUCCCUCCGCACUUUGCUCUUUCGGGGCGCUAUUCCCGCGAGUAUUUCAACCGGCGGGGAGAGCUCCGCCACAUUAAGAACCUGAAGCACUGGGGCUUGUACGAAGUCCUGGUCGAAAAGUACGAGUGGCCCCUGGAGCAGGCGGCCCAGUUCACGGACUUCCUCCUGCCCAUGAUGGAGUUCAUCCCCGAAGAGCGGGCUACCGCCUCCCAGUGUCUGCAGCACCCUUGGCUCAACUCCUAG